UCUUUAAUAAUGUGGUUUUCUUGCUUUUUGGUGAGCACUGUGGGGAUUUUGCUCUGUAUUUUUUUGCUUUUUCUGAUAACAUACUACCUCAAAAACAAGAAUGCAAGGAUUUUUCCACCUGGACCAUUUGCUUUACCCAUUCUUGGGAAUCUCCAGAUUGUGGACAAGAAACACCCAGAUAUUUAUUUUACAGAGCUGGCUGAAGUCUACGGGAAUGUGUUCAGUUUCUGCUUCGGCUCGGAUAAAACCGUAAUUGUCUCUGGAUACAAGAUGGUGAAGGAAGCUCUGGUGACACAAGCUGACAUUUUUGCAGAUCGACCAUACAGUGCCUUGGCCAACAGGUUUUAUUCUACAUCCUCGGAUGGCCUGUUUGCAAGUAAUGGUGAAAAAUGGAAAGCACAACGACGCUUUGCUUUGUCUACCUUACGAAACUUUGGCCUGGGCAAAAACCGCAUGGAACAGUGUAUCUGUGAGGAGAUCCGAUACCUGCAGGAGGAGAUAGAGCAGGAGAAAGGUAAACUUUUUAGCCCAGCAGGGCUCUUCAACAAUGCUGUGUCUAAUAUCAUAUGCCAGCUUGUGAUGGGGAAAAGGUUCGACUACAGUGAUCACAACUUCCAGCUGAUGCUGAAGUAUUUGUCUGAGAUUCUUCAGCUGGAGGGUUCCAUAUGGGGUACGCUCUAUGAAUCAUUUCCCAGAGUGAUGAAGCAUUUGCCAGGUCCUCAUAACAAAAUGUUCAGCCAUUUUGACCAAGUCAAAGACUUCAUCACGCAGGAGAUAAACAGGCACAAGAAGGACCUGGACUGCAACAAUCCCCGAGACUAUAUUGAUGCUUUUCUUAUUAAAGUGGACAAUCUCAAAGAAUCUGACCUGGGCUUCACUGAGACCAACCUGGUUAUGUGCUCUGCAGAUCUUUUCUUGGCUGGAACGGAAACAACCGCCACCACUUUAAUGUGGGCUCUGACUUUCCUUAUCAGACAUCCUGAUAUCCAGGAGAAAGUCCAGGCAGAGAUAGACAGCGUGAUUGGACAGACCCGCCAACCUUCCAUGGCUGACAGACCAAAUCUGCCGUACACUGAUGCUGUCAUCCACGAGAUUCAGAGAAUGGGAAAUAUUGUUCCUCUCAAUGGAUUCAGGAUUGCUGCCAAGGAUACAACCCUGGAUGGUUACCACAUACCCAAGGGCACAACCUUGAUCCCCAUACUCACAUCUGUGCUGUUUGACAAGACUGAAUGGGAAACUCCAGAUACCUUCAACCCAGGACACUUCCUAGAUGCUGAUGGGAAGUUUGUAAAGAGAGAAGCAUUCCUACCUUUCUCUGCAGGGAAGCGUGUGUGUCUUGGUGAAAGCCUCGCCAAGAUGGAGCUGUUCCUGUUUUUUGUUGGCCUCCUGCAGAAGUUCACUUUCUCUGUUCCUGAUGGAGUCGAGCUGAGUACAGAGGGAAUCACUGGAAUUACACGUGUACCUGAACCCUUCGAGGUUUAUGCCAAGGCUCUAAGGAAUGAUGGAGCAAGAGGUCCUGAUCACUCAGUUGAUUCUCCUCUCUGGCUCUCCUUCACGAUGCGGCUAUGUGAUUUGUUUCUUUGGCUUAAUCUAAAGGGACUGCUGCUUUUUAUUUUUGCUGGUCUCCUUGUAGCAUAUUUUCUACAUUUUCUUAAAAAGAAGGAUCCACCAGGCUUUCCUCCAGGACCUCCUGCUCUCCCUGUUUUAGGAAAUAUCUUCAGUAUUGAUUCUGAACAGCCUCAUAUUUACCUAACCAAGCUUGCUGAUUUUUAUGGGAAUGUGUUCUGCAUACGUCUGGGAAGGCACAAAACGGUGUUUGUGUCCGGGUGGAAGAUGGUGAAGGAAGCUUUAGUAAAGCAAGCCGACAAUUUUGUGGACCGUCCUUACAGCCCAAUGGUGACCAGAAUUUAUUCAGGGAACUCAGCAGGUCUUUUCUUCAGCAAUGGAAAGGUGUGGAGGAGACAGCGACACUUUGCCAUUGCUACAUUACGCACCUUUGGUCUGGCUAAGGGGUCCGUGGAGCAGAGUAUCUGUGAUGAAAGUCAAUAUCUGAAGGACGCAAUGGAAAAGGAGAAAGGUGAGCCGUUUGACCCAGUGCCGCUCUUAAACAACGCCGUUGCCAACAUCAUCUGCCAGAUAGUGUUUGGGAGACGAUUUGACUACAGUGACCACAACUUCCAGAACAUGCUGAGGAAUCUGACUGAGAUGGCAUAUCUGGAAGGCUCCAUAUGGGCUCUACUGUAUGAUGCAUUCCCAGCACUGAUGAAACACCUGCCCGGGCCUCACAAUCGCAUUUUCAGCAGCUCCAAAUCUUUGGAGGCAUCUAUCAGGGAAGAGAUCGAGAAACACAAGCUGGAUCUGGACUCUGACAACCCACAAGAUUACAUUGACAGCUUCCUCAUAGAGGAGAAACACAACAGAAACAGUAAACUGGGCUUUGAGGAAGAAAACUUGGUUCUGUGCUGUCUGGAUCUGUUCCUGGCUGGCAGUGAAACCACUUCAAAGACUUUGCAGUGGGGACUCAUCUAUCUUAUCAAGAACCCUGACAUCCAGGACAAAGUCCAGGCAGAGAUAGACAGAGUGAUCGGACAGACCCGUCAGCCUACAAUGGCAGACAAGCCUAACCUGCCUUAUACUGAUGCCGUUAUCCAUGAGAUCCAGAGGAUGGGAAACAUUGUUCCACUUAAUGGACUCAGGAUGGCCACCAAGGACACAACCCUGGGUGGUUACUUCAUACCCAAGGGGACCUCUGUGAUGCCUAACCUGACUUCUGUGCUGUUUGAUAAGAAUGAAUGGGAGACUCCAGACACAUUCAAUCCUGAACAUUUCCUAGAUGCUGAAGGCAAGUUGGUGAGGAAGGAAGCAUUUUUACCUUUCUCUGCAGGAAGGCGCGUAUGUCUUGGUGAGGGCCUGGCAAGGAUGGAGCUCUUCCUGUUUUUUGUCAGUUUGUUUCAGAAGUUUCAUUUUUCCACCCUGGAUGGAGUUGAGCUGAGCACCGAAGGAAUCACUGGAGCCACUCGCACACCGUACCCUUUUAAGGUCUACGCCAAGCCCCGCUGAGCCAUCCCCAACAGACUAUACCAAUAUCUGUCUCAGAAUCUUAAGUGAAAAUUACUUAUCCAA
Messenger RNA from Archocentrus centrarchus (flier cichlid), 3123 nucleotides. RefSeq lists its product as uncharacterized. Gene Ontology annotation, molecular function: iron ion binding; oxidoreductase activity, acting on paired donors, with incorporation or reduction of molecular oxygen, reduced flavin or flavoprotein as one donor, and incorporation of one atom of oxygen; heme binding. The coding region runs from base 10 to 3060 and encodes 1016 amino acids. Gene Ontology annotation, biological process: xenobiotic metabolic process. Gene Ontology annotation, cellular component: intracellular membrane-bounded organelle; cytoplasm. The transcript is spliced from 18 exons. The record is from RefSeq and is a predicted model, not a curated record. Lineage: Eukaryota; Metazoa; Chordata; Actinopteri; Cichliformes; Cichlidae.